Messenger RNA from Rhea pennata, 4572 nucleotides. RefSeq names its product SH3 and multiple ankyrin repeat domains 1 (gene SHANK1). The record is from RefSeq and is a predicted model, not a curated record. Gene Ontology annotation, molecular function: synaptic receptor adaptor activity; ionotropic glutamate receptor binding. Lineage: Eukaryota; Metazoa; Chordata; Aves; Rheiformes; Rheidae. Gene Ontology annotation, cellular component: postsynaptic membrane; postsynaptic density; dendritic spine.
AUGCCGCGCACGCCGGCCUCCAGCGAGGAGGAGGAGGGCCGGGCCUCGGAGGGGCCCGAGGGCGACUCGGAUUCGGGCAGCUCCCGCGAGGGCCCCCCCGGUUCUAACCCCGGGCCCCCCCCCCCCGCGCCGGCCCCCCGCGGCCCCCCGGCCCCCGACGACGGCCACUUCAGCAUGAUGGUCUUCCGCAUCGGCAUCCCCGACCUGCACCAGACGAAGUGCCUGCGCUUCGAACCCCGGCGCGGCGUGUGGGCGGCCAAGCAGCAGGUGCUCUGCACCCUCACCGAGGGCCUCCAGGACGUCCUCAACUACGGCCUCUUCCAGCCGGCCGCCGCCGGCCGCGACGCCAAGUUCCUCGACGAGGAGCGGCCCCUGCGCGACUACCCGCAGAGCUUCGACCAGGGCGUGCCCUACCUCGAGUUCAGGUACAAGACCCGGGUCUACAAACAGACCAACCUGGACGAGAAGCAACUGGCCAAGCUCCACACCAAGACGGGGCUGCGCAAGUUCCUGGACUACGUGCAGCACGGCUCCGCCGAGAAGGUGGCGCGGCUGCUCGACCGCGGCCUCGACCCCAACUACCACGACUCCGACUCCGGCGAGACGCCGCUGACGCUGGCGGCGCAGCGCGACGGCCCCGGCGAGGUGGAGAUCAUCCGGCUGCUGUGCCUGGGGGGGGCCCACCUGGACUUCCGCGCCCGCGACGGUGCCACCGCCCUGCACCGCGCCGUCUGCACCCGCCGCUACGCCGCCCUCCUGGCGCUGCUGGACCUCGGGGGCUCCCCGAAUUACAAGGACCGCCGGGGCCUGACCCCCCUCUACCACACGGCCAUGGUGGGGGGCGACCCGCGGUGCUGCGAGCUGCUGCUCUACAACCGGGCGCACAUCGGCACCGUGGACGAGAACGGCUGGCAGGAGAUCCACCAGGCGUGCCAGCACGGCCACUCGCAGCACCUCGAGCACCUGCUCUUCUACGGGGCCGAGCCGGCGGCGCAGAACGCCUCGGGCAACACGGCGCUGCACAUCUGCGCCCUCUACAACAAGGAGAGCUGUGCCCGGAUCCUGCUCUACCGCGGGGCCAACAAGGAGGUGAAGAACAACAGCGGACAGACGCCCUUCCAGGUCGCCGUCAUCGCGGGGAACUUCGAGCUGGGGGAGCUGAUCAAGAACCACCGCGACUCGGACGUGGUGCCGUUCCAGGAGAGCCCCCAGUUCGCGGGGCGGCGCCGCGAGGGGCCCCGGGGGCUGCCGCUGCCGCGGGGGCUGCUGCGAGCCAACAGCGACGCGGGGCCGGGGGCCGAGAGGGGCCCGCGUGGCCCCCCCGGCGCCCCGCCGGCGCCCCGUGGCCCCCCCGGCACCCUGCGCAGCGCCAGCAGCCCCCGGGGCGCCCGCGCCCGCUCGCCUUCCCGGCCCCGGCACCCCGAUGACUCCCGGCCCCGGCAACCUCGCGGGCGCCCAAGGUACUCGCCGCCCGGACGCCUGGGCCCCUCCGGUGGCUUCGCCCGGGAGCCGGGACCCGGCGGGACCCUCAACAGCCGCGGGGUGAAGCGGAAGCUCUACUCGGCCGUGCCCGGCCGCACCUUCAUGGCCGUGAAGCCCUACCAGGCCCAGGGUGAUGGCGAGCUCUCGCUCAGCAAGGGCGAGAAGAUCAAGGUGCUCAGCGUGGGCGAAGGAGGCUUCUGGGAGGGCCAGGCCAAAGGCCGCAUCGGCUGGUUCCCAUCCGACUGCGUCGAGGAGGUGCCCGCCCGGACCCCUGAUGGCAAGACGGAGAGCCGCAGCGACAAGGCCAAGCGCCUCUUCCGGCACUACACUGUGGGCUCCUACGACAGCUUCGACGCCCCCAGCGACUACAUCAUUAAGGAGAAGACCGUUUUGCUGCAGAAGAAGGACAACGAGGGCUUCGGCUUCGUCCUCCGUGGGGCCAAGGCACAGACCCCCAUCGAGGAGUUCACGCCGACGCCGGCCUUCCCGGCCCUGCAGUACCUGGAGUCGGUGGACGAGGGCGGCGUGGCCUGGCGGGCCGGGCUGCGCAUGGGCGACUUCCUCAUCGAGGUGAACGGGCAGAACGUGGUCAAGGUCGGGCACCGGCAGGUCGUUAACAUGAUCCGUCAGGGGGGCAACAGCCUCGUCGUCAAGGUCGUCAUGGUGACGCGACACCCCGAGGCCCCGGAGGGCCCCCGCCGCCGGGCGGCCCCCCAGCAGCCCAAGCGCCUGCCGGCUCCGGCCAUCUCACUGCGCUCCAAGUCCAUGACGUCGGAGCUGGAGGAGAUGGUCUCGCCCUGGAAGAAGCGCAGCGAGUUCGAGCCGGCCUCGGCCACCGAGAAGAAGCGGACGGUCUAUCAGCUGGCGCUGAACAAGCUGGACGAGAUCCUGGCGGCGGCGCAGCAGAGCAUCGGGGCGGGCGAGGGGCCGGGGGCCGCCCCGCUGCCCCCCCUGGGCAAGGCCCGGCCCAGGGGCUACUUCAGCCCCGAGGCGACCUUCGAGGGGCACCGCCUGGGGCCGGGGGGCUACGAGCGGCCGUUCCUGCCCCCCCCCGGCCCCCCCACGGCCUCAUGCCUGCCGGACCCCAUGGGAGUGUGUGUUGGUGUAAAGGGGGAGGCUGCCCUGCCCGGACGCCUGGGCCCCUCGCUGCUCCCGGGACCCCAUGGGAGCUCGGGCGAGGAAGACAAACCUUACCUAACGCCUCCGGGAAGUUCGUCGAAAUUUAGUAGGAGCCUUUCGGUUCCGGGGCCGGAAGAAAUCCCGCCGCCUCCUACGACGUCGCCGCCGGAGCCACCUUACGCCUCCGGUUCCGUCGCCGGCGUAGCCAACAAAAGCGGUUCGCCGUGGCGGAGCGGCGGCGUCGGCACCGCCGCCGAACUGCGUCUCUACAACGUGGCGGCCCGGCCCGGCGCCCUGUACGCCGGCGGCAAAGCGCCGCGCCGCAAAGGCCCCUUGGUGAAGCAGACCAAAGUGGAGGACGGAGCGGGCGACAAGGACAAGAGCUCCAUCGCCAUCCCCACCAUCGUGGUGAAAGCGCCGUCCACCAGCAGCAGCGGCCGCAGCAGCCAGGGCAGCAGCGUGGAGGCCGAAGCGGCGCCCGAAACGGCGCCCGGCGCCAUGACGAUGGCGGCUGCUGUGGGGGGGACGAUGGCGGCGGCGGCGGCAGGUGGCGGCGCGGCCGGGCCCAUGGCGGCCGGGCCUCCUCUCGACUUCACCUCGCAGUUCGGCGCCGCUUUGGUCGGGGCGGCGCGCCGGGAAUGGCCGCCCGAAGGGCGCCGCCGCUCCGCGCUCUUCCUCUCCACCGAAGAGGACGAGGAAGAGGCGGCGGCCGCGGCCCUGCCGCGUCUCCGCCACUCCAAGAGCAUCGACGAGGCCAUGUUUGCCGGCGAGGCCCUGGCGCCUCGCGCCUACGGCGGCUCCUACCGCCCCGCCAAGGCCUCCUCGGGCGGCGGCGGCGGGGCCUUCAGCGCCGUGCCGCCCGCCCCGCCGCCAUCUUGCGCCGCCGCCCCGCCGCCAUCUUGUGUGGCGACGGUGGCGGGGGGGGCGGCCGCCAUCUUGUGUGGUGGCGGCGGCCGGGGGGCGGCCGCCAUCUUGUGUGGUGGUGGCGGCGGCGGGGGGGCGGCCGCCAUCUUCCGGCCCGCUUCGCCUCGCCGCCCCGAAACCGAGGCGGUUUGGACGGCCGCCGGCGAGAAGCGACCCGAGGAGGCCAAGAUGGAGCUGCGGGUGCGUUUCGUGGAGGACGGCGGCGGCGGCGGGAUGGCGGCGACGCCGCCGAUGGCGGCGGCGGCGGCGAUGGCGGCGGCGGACGGGCUGCCCUUGCUGGCGCUGCCGCCGCCGGCUCCCUCAGUGGACGCCGAGGACGAGUUCCUCUUCGCCGAGCCGCUGCCGCCGCCGCUCGAGUUCUCCAACAGCUUCGACAAAGCCGACGGCGGCGUCGCGGUGCCGCCGCCGCCAACCCUCGACUCGACGGCCUCCAGCCUGACGUCGUACGACAGCGAGGUGGCCACGUUGACGCAGGCGGCGGCGGCGGCGGCGGCGGCGGCUCCCCGCGAGCCCCACGUCAACUUCUCCGCCGUGGUGGCCUCCAUCGCCAUCCCGGCCGAGGCGGCCGAAGCCGUCACCGACUCGGGCAUCGAGGAGGUCGACAGCCGCAGCAGCAGCGACCAUCACUUGGAGACCAUCAGCUCCGUGUCGACGCUGUCGCUGUCGAGCGAGGGCGCCGAGCUCCUCGACACCUACGUCUCCUACCUGGACGGGCCGGCGGCGCCUUACGACAAGGCGCCCAAACCUCGCGCCAGGCCCUUCCCGCCGCGCCGAGCCCCGGAGCCGCCCGCCCGCCGUUCGCCCACGUUGCCCUGGGAAGACGCCGCGGCGCCGCCGCCGCCCGCCGUCGCCGUGCCGCCGCCCGCCGUCGCCGCCGUCAAGGCCAGCAUCAUCAGCGAGCUCAGCUCCAAGCUGCAGCACAUCGGCGGAGGAGGAGGAGGAGGAGGAGGAGGAGUGGGGGGACCGUGGCCCCGCGGCCCCGAUGGCGCCGCCGCUGCCGCCGCCGCUUUCCGGGCCCGAGCGACCCGGCUCGCUGCAGCGGCACAG